GUUAAAUUCUACAAAAAUAUAUAAAUUGGUGGAGUUACAUAAAAAAUGUCAUAUCAAUGAAGUGAGUCCGAUCAAAAUGAAGCGAUUUUUCUUACACCCUGUAACCGCGUUUCUCAUCAUCGCAGGCGUCUCUUGCAAGAUGGAAACGUCGAACUUCGAUAUAAGAAAGGAAUUCUUCAACAUCUACAAAGGCAUAGCCGUCGAAACCAAGGCGAUCACCCACACGCAAGUCACCAGGGACCAAGUCACUUUUACCAUGUACAGGAAUCACCAGGAACCCAAAGAGGCCAUCAUAAAGGACAACAACUUAGCCCUUUUGGAGGGCAGCAAAGGGCACGUGGUGUUCAUAACCCACGGAUGGACUGACCACGGCGACGCCGAAUGGGUGUUGGAAAUGAAAGACUCCUUCCUAAGUACCUAUCCAGACAUCGUAGUCAUAGCAGUGGAUUGGCGGGAACCAGCUCGACAGGUUUACUCCAUCUCAUCUAUAAACACAUACGACAUCGGAAAUAUCAUAGGAGACACGGUAGGGAAACUCGUCGACGAGCACCGCUUGGACAUCGGGCAGUUCAUUCUGGUUGGGCACUCUUUGGGCGGUCAAAUUAGCGGGUUCGCGGGCAAGCAUCUGCAGAAAGCCGGCAAGAAGCUGCAGAGGAUCGUGGCUUUGGAUCCUGCUGGGCCGUUGUUCGAUGUAAGGCCGGUAGACAAGCGGCUCAAUCCGACAGAUGCGGAGGUAGUGGAAGUUAUCCAUACGGAUACUGGAAGUUUCGGUUUCAAAGAUCCCUGCGGUACGAUCGAUUUCUAUCCGAAUGGAGGCGAUUUCCAGGCCGGGUGUACUAGGAUAGACGUGUUUGAUGCUUCCAGUAUCGUAGAUCCUAUUGUGUGUGAUCACGAGCGAUCUUACUAUUACUUCAUCGACGCCGUGCAGCACCCAAAGGAUUAUUUGGUAGCCAUGGAGUGCACCGAAUGGAAUUUCCUGCGUAAAGUUUGUAAUGAAAGCAAUACUGUUUCCAUGGGGGAUUUGACUACUACACAAACGGGCACUUUUUACUUGACGACAAACAAAGAAAAACCGUAUGGUAAAAAAGUGCUUGAAACUGCCGAUGGGCUGCUCGACAAAAUGGACAAAACAAAGGAAGCUAUCACGGACAAAGCCAGUGAACUUGGUUCAAGCGUUAAAGCAGGAAUCUCUAAGAUGGGGAAAUCCCUAAGCAGUUUUAAUUUCUUCGGAAAGAGUUCAAAAGAGGAAUAAAGAGGAAAUUAGACUAAUGUAGCA
Phyllotreta striolata is the source of this 1276-nucleotide messenger RNA. Lineage: Eukaryota; Metazoa; Arthropoda; Insecta; Coleoptera; Chrysomelidae. The record is from the annotation of a GenBank genome assembly.